This is a messenger RNA of Hyaena hyaena (striped hyena), 897 nucleotides long. RefSeq names its product translation initiation factor IF-2-like. NCBI's taxonomy places the organism in Eukaryota, Metazoa, Chordata, Mammalia, Carnivora, Hyaenidae. The record is from RefSeq and is a predicted model, not a curated record. The transcript is spliced from 2 exons. The coding region runs from base 1 to 897 and encodes 298 amino acids.
AUGGCCACGCACUUGGAGCCCCGCGCUGAGGCCCGUCCCGCCCGCCCCCCUCCUCACAAAGGCGGCUCCUGCUCCGCGGGAAAGGGCGGGAAGGCUCCUUCUCCGGCCUGGCUCGGCCGUGCCGGCCACACACCCUCGCAGCAACUGACCCCGCCAGCUGGCGGCCACGCGGCCGAGUCGGCCCCGGGGGCCGUGGGGCCAAGCCCCGGGCGCCCACUGCGCGUUCCCAGAGACCCUGAACCCCCGGGGGGAAAGUCCCCAAAAAGGCCGGGGCGCCGCGGCGUCAGCCGCACGACACCUACCUGUGCCGGGGCCCUCUCGGACCGCCGCCAGGGCCUCUGGGAGCCAGGGCGCGGCGUGGGCUCCCUCCGGGCCGUCAGGCCGCCACGCCGGGGCCGCCGCCCGGCCCAGGGCUCCGCGCCGGGGCCGCCGGAAGGUGCCUCCUCCAGGGCGGUCCGGGCGGCCCCGCGGUGCGGCGGGAAACGCGUCCCCGCGAAACCGCGCCAGGCCGCGAUGCGGCCCGCCCCGCGAGGUCGGGGGUCAGAGGCCGGAGGUCGACGGGGCCACGCCACGCCUCGCUCCGGCGGGGCCGCAAGCCCCCGGCCCGGUCCUGCGCACCGCGCCCUCCGCAAGCCCCCAGGCGGCCGGAAGUGCUGCUUUGCGCGAGGCCACACCCCGCACUUCCGGGCUCAGGCGGCGCGCGAGGCUAAGCCGCGGGAAACCCGGGGCGUCCGCCACGCCGCGCACGCGCAGAGUGCCUCGCGCCGCGGGGUCUGGCGCAGGCGCACCGAGAAGCGCCCGCCUCCGUCGCCGGGGCCGGGGAGAACCUACCUGCGAGCCUCCCCGGGGCCGGGCCUGCCUCCUGGCGGCCCCGGGAAGCCGGCGGCCCUUUCCUGA